AUGGCGCCUCAUCCCGAAGACUCCUCAUCUGCCGCUGAAUACGCCGAACGCGUCUUCCAACACCUAGAAGAUAGCCGCCCCUCUGACGCACCUGCCGAUUUCUCUGACUCCAAUCCUGAGAAUCCCAAAGUCAUUCAAAGAUCGAAGACUGAGAAGCUCAAGGCCCAGUUGCUUCAGCGUAACAAAGAUGCCUCUGAUGAGUCCCAAAUUCUUUACAAAUCUGGUAAGUCCCGCCUCCAACACACAGGUUCCUUCGGCGACAGUCGUGUGAAGAAGCUCGUUGCCAACUACGAAGCUCGAUCUCACCGUCCCAUGGAGACAGCUCAAGAAUCUGUUCGACGUAAGCGUGCACUGGCACAAGAUACCAAUAUCGCAACUGGCAAUGAAAGUGAGGAGGAUGAGAAGGAUUGGAUCAAGGUUGUCGAUGCGGACUUAGAUUGA
Colletotrichum acutatum is the source of this 441-nucleotide messenger RNA. RefSeq lists its product as uncharacterized. Lineage: Eukaryota; Fungi; Ascomycota; Sordariomycetes; Glomerellales; Glomerellaceae. The transcript has a single exon. The coding region runs from base 1 to 441 and encodes 146 amino acids. The record is from RefSeq and is a predicted model, not a curated record.